UGUUCCAGUAUACUGUAUGUUAUGUUUCGCCUUUCUUAAACCCUAAUUUCCCAGAUCUCUUCGGUGCCUCCUUUAUUCCGUGGUUUGAAGGAGAAUAAUUCCCUGUUUCCUGUUCUCCUCUUCGGACCCUCGCCGUGACGAUAAUCUCAUCCAACGCUCUGUCCCCUCUGUUCCAGCACAAGGCAUCCAGCAGCCGCCCUUUCAGACCCUGUCCACGCUUCCUGGCUCACAUGAAGGCCUCCCCGGGCUCUCUGCGACCUCCCCGGCUUCUCAGCACCACCCCCAAACCUCCGGUUCGCCCCCCUGUGACCGGCCGGAGACCUGCCCUCUCCACACCGAGGACAGGCCCAGUGCUCAAUCCCAAAAGAGGCCUGCACCAAACCCAGAAGACAGCACAGAGUAUCCCCAUACAAGUCCCGGACAAGCAGCCCAGGUCUCCUGCUCCUAGCCCAGCCUCGUCUGAGGAAGACUGUGGUAGCAGCCCUGCACACGUUCAGGAGCCAGCAGGAGCCUGCCAGAGUGGAGGGCCACCUGAGGCGGAUGCCAGGGCUCGGGAAGAAGAACAGGAAGAGAAGACGAAAGAACAGGAGAUCCUCUGGGGCGGUCCUGACCCUGCUGAUGUCCACCCCUCACCUGGCGAUGUGGGCCCCACGAGGGGCGGCACGUCUCCCACCCUGUCGGACGCUGGGGGCUCACUGUCCAGCUUCAGCAGGCCGGCCUCCAGUCUGUUCAGCCGCAGCACCUCGCUUAGCAGCGGGAGAAGCUCUGCACUGUCUGGUACAACGCCACACCCCUCACCCCCGCAGUCCGGCCUCGGCAGUGCUGGCCGGGGAGGCAGCCCCGUCCUCUCGGGGCUCCGCUCCUCCUCCUUCUCCCGGGCCCCUGGCUGGGCUGCCGAUGUCCUGCCUCUGAGCCUGGGCCCCGGGGACCCGAGCAGAGGUAGCCGGAGGAGCAGGCCGAGCAGGCGGGCCGCGGGCCCUCCGGGGCCAGGAGCCUGCGCUGAGGGGACGCGCUCGCAGCCGGGGACGCCGCUCUCCUCCGCGGAGGAAACCUGGCCGGACCUGGAGCUCCGCCAGUGGCCAGUUCUCCCCCCCAUCUCCCCUCAAAGAGACUGCAGUGAGCUGGGAUCUCACCCCUCUCCAGACAGUGAUGUCCAGUCAGCCAUUUUCAAUGAACUGGAUGCCCUUGUCCCAAGAACAGGUUCGACUGUGUCUCUGGACCACUCCGAUAGCUUUACUGGGGGACGCAGCUCACCUGACACAGAGCUGUCAAAGAGGACGUCUUCUCUGACUCUGGGCAAUGGGACCGAAGCAGAAUCGUUGUCUCAGGUGCGCCUCCUGCUGCUGGACCAUCGGAGCUGGCAGGAGCCCCACCUGGACCCCAGUCCACUGCACAGGGGAGACCUCCUCGCAGGCUCCGCGGGGUGCCAUGCUGCUUUUGGAAAUGGAGUCCGUGAACAACACAAGGGCCUCACAUUUCCAGGCUUCCCGAAUUGCCACACACCUGCCUUCCCUGGAGAGCCCAAGCUGGUGAAUACUUUUGCAAGUAAUGGCAGAGAUGACCAGCAGAGUAUUUGCACAAUGAAUGUCUCUGAGGUCUGCCAGAUACUGGCACAGUAUCCAGUUGUGUAAUAUCUUCAUGAACUGUGAG
This is a messenger RNA of Lepisosteus oculatus (spotted gar), 1650 nucleotides long. The record is from RefSeq and is a predicted model, not a curated record. Lineage: Eukaryota; Metazoa; Chordata; Actinopteri; Semionotiformes; Lepisosteidae.